CCAGAGUCGGGUGUCAUGUAUGGCCCAUUUUCUUACGUCAAGGCCGGUGUCUAUGGCCCAUUUUGUUACCUUAAAAUCCCACAGCCACAGGUUAGGUUUAACAUAGAAGCAAGCAAGCCAAACAGAAUGAUGAUGAAUACGCUGAUUAAGAAGGUGAAGGCGGAUGAACGGACGAGAGCCAUAAUUCGUAACGGGCUGGAAAUCGGACAGCGUUCUAUCUUCGUCAUAUCCGGCGACAAGCCCCAUGAUCAGAUUGCGAAGCUCUACUUCAUUAUUCGCGAAGAAGAAGGCAAUAGGGACCUUGUAUCGAAAGAAGUUGUUUGGUGCUACGAGGAUAAACUUGAACUUCGAAGUCGUAAGAAGAUGGCCAAACAGGUGGAGUGUUUGAGACGUCAUGGGAUUUUAGAUCUUGAGAAGUGUCCCCCUUUCUCAUUUUUUCUUGAGUUUGCACCAAUUACGCCUUGUUGGUAUGAGGAUUCUGAGAGAAUUCUUGGCAAUAAUACAUUUGGCAUGUGUGUAUUUCAGGAUUUUGAGGUUUUGACACCUAAUCUUCUAGCAACAACUAUUCAAACAGUGGACGUGGGUGGGUUGGUCAUUCUGUUGAUUCCUUCUUGGGAGAGAUUUAUUACAGAAUCACAUUCAUGGGCUGUCGAUGAACAUGUCCUACUUUCUCUUGCAUCAUGCAGACUAUAUAAAGUUAUAGAUGAUAAAUUGAAUGUAUUACCAAUCUCAUCUCAGCCACAGCCACCACAUAUUGAGGAGGACUUCACCAGACAGAUGUCACGCCUCAUGAUUCACCAAGGCGAGCCGUAUAUCAACCCAUUGGAUCCUACACAGCAUCAGCUUCUCGUCAAUAUGGGACCAUUGCACCCAUCCAUGAGGAUGACCACUAGCCCAUAUCAUCAUCAUCAUCAUCAUGACAUUGUCAAGUGUUUGCUAUUAAAAUGA
This is a messenger RNA of Lactuca virosa, 948 nucleotides long. NCBI's taxonomy places the organism in Eukaryota, Viridiplantae, Streptophyta, Magnoliopsida, Asterales, Asteraceae. The record is from the annotation of a GenBank genome assembly.